UCCGUUGUAUAGGGGGGUCCAUCAAUCCGUUUACAAUGGCCAUCUGGAUCGCUUGUGUUUCAGUUCUGCUGCUUGUCCUGCUGGAUGUAACUGCGGGCGGUAAAUACUGUCGAAGCGAUCUUUGUCCACGCGGCGGUCCGCAUGUCGGCUGUAAUCCACCACCAUUUUCCGGCGGUCCUACGUGUCGCAGCAUGAAGGGCGCAAAGAAGAUUUCGCUAAAGAACUUAAAAUCCUUCAUCACGGAUGAGCACAAUCUUAACCGGUCGAACAUUGCGCUGGGCCGGAUUGCACCCUAUCCGAAGGCGGUCAAGAUGCCAACGCUUACGUGGGACGCGGAGCUUGAGGCGCUUGCCGAUGCGAAUGCACGGUCCUGCAACUAUGGGCACGACAGGUGUCGAGCGACGGACAAGUUCCCGUACGCCGGGCAAAACAUUGCCAUCACGCAGUUCUUCGGGUACAAGUUCACCGAGAAGGAUCUGAUCCAUAAGUUUGUCUCGAGCUGGUGGAGUGAAUAUUUGGACGCCAGGCCGGAACACAUCGCGAAGUAUCCGACGUCGUACAGAGGAAAACCCAUCGGUCACUUCACGCAGAUCGCCAGUGAUCGUAGCACGAAGGUGGGUUGCUCGAUGUGGUACUGGAAGGAUGGUCAGAUGGAUGUGUACUACUUCGUGUGCAACUACUCGACGACAAACAUCAUGGAUCGAUCAGUGUAUCAGUCCGGUCCAACCGGUUCACAGUGCAAAACCGGACGGAACUCCAAAUUCCCUGGCCUCUGCAAUUCGAACGAGGAACCACGCUCUAUUAUGGAUCCUUAAGGUGUUGGUGCUUAAGACAUCAACUCCAUCUCUAGCAUGGCUCUAAUUGGGUUGUUAAUUUAUCAAAAAUAGUUGAAGAAGCUCUAAAAAAUAUUUCACAUAAAGAACUUCAAAAAUUUAGGCAUCGAAAUCUUGUCCCAUAAUAAAACGAUGAGCACUUAAUCGA
Messenger RNA from Anopheles stephensi (Asian malaria mosquito), 981 nucleotides. Its product is annotated as antigen 5 like allergen Cul n 1-like. NCBI's taxonomy places the organism in Eukaryota, Metazoa, Arthropoda, Insecta, Diptera, Culicidae. Bases 36 to 815 code for a protein of 259 amino acids. The transcript has 3 exons. The record is from RefSeq and is a predicted model, not a curated record.